GCGACGGACUGUAUAGCUAGGAGACAUUGGGAUUCUCUACGCCCUCGCUAGCGGGAGAGACACCCACAUCAACACCGCAUCUUUCUUGCAAGAGCCGUGGGGAGUGCCAAACACAGACCCUCAAGUCGUUAACAUGUUGAGCCAGAGUGUGAUACCUGCUUGCCUUCUCCCGCCAUGCUCAGCACCUUUUUAAAGAUGGCGGGUAAUAAAUAUUCAGACGCACACUUCGAGAUUGACCAUCCGAGUAUCUAUAUGAGUGGUGCGGCGAGCCUCUCAAUUUCGCUGUUAACGCUAUACGCCGUAGUGCUGCUGUUUUCCAAGGCCCCUGAGUUGUUAUGUUCAAAUGUGGUCAUCCUGCGAUGCUCUAUAGACAAGUGUACUUCUCCUUCUAAAGUCAUCGAAGACGCUGACGGGGUGCACUUUGCGAACGCUCUACUGAAAGACUUGGAUGGAGUGGGAUUGCAACUGGAGACUACGGCUGUCCUACAUUACAUGGUAAUAUAGCACCAGCCUCUGCGCUCUCCGCAGCAACAGCCAGCAGCAGCCCGACGCCCGCGCCCCCCAUCGUGACCUAAUCACAUCCUCAUUCGCGACAAUGGCGUCG
This is a messenger RNA of Tilletiaria anomala UBC 951, 604 nucleotides long. RefSeq lists its product as uncharacterized. Lineage: Eukaryota; Fungi; Basidiomycota; Exobasidiomycetes; Georgefischeriales; Tilletiariaceae. The transcript has 2 exons. The record is from RefSeq and is a predicted model, not a curated record. The coding region runs from base 175 to 504 and encodes 109 amino acids.